Molecule: messenger RNA, 2235 nt
Organism: Abrus precatorius (Indian licorice)
Lineage: Eukaryota; Viridiplantae; Streptophyta; Magnoliopsida; Fabales; Fabaceae
Exons: 3
Coding region: 1-2235 (744 amino acids)
Molecular function (GO): DNA binding; protein dimerization activity
Source: RefSeq, a predicted model, not a curated record
AUGGCAUCAAAAGGUUGUACUGCUGGUGAUGGUACUGGGGUUGGUGGAAGUGAAUGUGGUGCUACUGGAAGUAAUGUUGUUCAUGUGGAUGAGGAAAGAUCCAGAAAGAAUAAAAAUGCAACUCGAGUGAGGCGUGAUGUGGGGUGGACACAUGGUGUUUCCGUGGACGGGGAUUCAAGAAAAAUCAAAUGUAAGUAUUGUGAGAAAGAGAUCACAGGUGGGGUUUAUCGAUUUAAGCACCAUUUGGCUGGAAUAAAGAAGGAUGUUGUACCUUGCAUUUUUGUCCCUGAUGAUGUCAAGAAGCAGAUGUGGGACGUUGUCACUUCAAAGAAAGAAAAAUCAAUUCAGAAGGCAAACCCGAGAGGAUCAAAAGGAGAUGAUGUAUCUCGAGAUGCUGCUGGGAAGAGGAAAAUGCAUGAAGAACAGAAUCCUUCAGAUCUAUUCAACAAGAUAGGUGUAAGCUCUCAGGAUACUAUCGAUUCUAUUUCCGAGACUAGUCUGAGGGAGGAGGCGUGCCUUGCAAUUUCUUCUUUUUUAUACAACAAUGCCAUUCCUUUCAACGUGGUAAAAAGUGAAGAGUUUCACAAGAUGUGUGAAUUGAUUGCUGAAAAUGGUAUAGGAUUCAAGCCACCUUCCUGCCAUGAAGUUAGUGUGAAGUAUUUGAAGCAAAAGCUUGAGAUAACCAAGCAAGUUGUGGAGAAACAUAGAGCUGUAUGGAAGAAAUCAGGAUGCACUAUCAUAGCAGAUGAAUGGACAGACAAGAAAAAAGUUAUACUAAACUUUUUUGUAAAUAGUCCCAUGGGGACUGUUUUUCUAAAGUCCAUUGACGCAUCUAUCAUCACUAAAACGACAGAUCAAUUUUUCAAGAUGAUAGAUGAUGUUGUUGAAGAAGUUGGUGAAAAACACGUUGUCCAAGUUAUCACACACAGUUCUGCAAAUUAUAAAGCAGUUGGAGAGUUGUUGAUGGAGAAAAGGAAAAAUCUUUAUUGGACACCUUGUGCAGCACAUUGCAUUGAUUUAAUUUUGGAGGAUUUUGAGAAGAAGUUACCCCUUCAUCAGGAAACCAUUGGAACUGGUAAAAAAGUUACAACUUAUAUUUAUUCCAGUAGUACUUUGAUUUCCUUACUGCAUCAUUUUACUAAUGGAAAGGACCUUGUUAGACCUGCUAUCACUCGUUUUGCUGCUUCAUACUUAACUUUGCAAUGCUUGAAUGAAAAUAAGGAAGCAUUAAUGAGAAUGUUUACAUCAGAACAAUGGAAAUCUAGUCAAGUUGCAAAAACCAAAGAGGGAAAGCAUAUUGAAAAUUUGGUGAUUGACAAGGAGUUUUGGAAAAAUAUUUUGAAUUGCUUGAAGGGUGCUUAUCCCUUAAUUCAAGUGUUGCAAUUGGUAGAUUUAGAUGAUAAACCUGCUAUGGGAUUUGUUUACGAAGAAAUGGAUCAAGCUAAAGAGAGGAUAGAAAAAGCGUUCGGAGGUGUAAAGAAAUGUUAUAUGCCUUUAUGGGAGAUCAUUGAUGAAUGGUGGGACAACCAGUUACAUAGACCUUUGCAUGCUGCAGGCUACUACUUGAACCCGAUUUUGCAUUAUAGUUCUAAUUUUAAGGUUGAUGUUGAAGUUAAACAUGGACUUUAUGAAUGUCUAGAAAGGCUAGGUGGAGACCUUCAUCUAGUAAAUAAGAUUGAUGGCCAACUUGAGGAUUUCAAAAGCAGAUCAGGAUAUUUUGGUAGUAGAGUAGCUGAACUUGGUCUUACAAAUAAAACUCCAAUACAAUGGUGGGAAUCUUACGGUGAUGAAUAUCCUGAAUUGCAAAAAUUUGCAAUUCGUAUAUUAAGUUUGACUUGUAGUUCAUCUAGUUGCGAGCGUAAUUGGAGUGUCUUUGAAAAGGUCCAUGUAAAGAAAAGAAAUCAUCUUAAGCAAAAGGCAAUAAAUGAUGCAGUAUUUGUUAUGGCAAAUUCAAGAUUGUGCGCGAAGAAAUCUAAGAAAGAAGUCUUUAACAUUGAAGAUAUUCCUUCAGAUGAUGACUGGAUAGUAGAAAAUAAUCAAAACUUAGAUUUGGAGAUGGACAUUCUAGCUAAAGGAAAUUUGAUUCAAGUUGGAGAAGAUGAUAAUGCUGGUAGUGCUAAUGGUGGUGCACCGCUGCAGGAUGAUUUUGAAGUUCCUGAUGUCGCGGAUGAUGAAAUUUGUGAUGGUGAAGAUGCCACCAAUGAAGAUGAAACGGAGGAUGAUUAUGAAAAUUGA